AUGCAGAUUUUCGUCAAAACCCUAACAGGAAAGACUAUUACUCUCGAAGUCGAAGCGUCCGACACUAUUGAGAAUGUGAAGGCCAAGAUUCAGGACAAGGAAGGCAUCCCUCCUGACCAACAGCGACUGAUUUUCGCAGGAAAACAACUCGAAGAUGGGCGCACUUUGUCCGACUACAACAUCCAGAAGGAGUCCACCCUUCAUCUCGUUCUCCGACUCCGUGGUGGAAUGCAGAUCUUCGUGAAGACUCUCACUGGAAAGACUAUCACUCUCGAAGUCGAGGCUUCUGACACCAUUGAGAACGUGAAGGCCAAGAUUCAGGACAAGGAAGGAAUUCCUCCAGAUCAGCAACGAUUGAUUUUCGCAGGAAAACAACUCGAGGAUGGAAGGACUCUGUCGGACUAUAAUAUUCAGAAGGAAUCCACCCUUCACUUGGUUCUCCGACUCCGCGGUGGAAUGCAAAUCUUCGUUAAGACACUAACUGGAAAGACUAUCACUCUUGAAGUGGAGGCUUCUGACACCAUCGAGAACGUGAAGGCCAAGAUUCAGGACAAGGAAGGAAUUCCUCCAGAUCAGCAGCGAUUGAUCUUUGCUGGCAAGCAGCUCGAAGAUGGACGCACAUUGUCCGAUUACAACAUCCAGAAGGAAUCCACCCUUCACUUGGUUCUCCGACUCCGCGGUGGAAUGCAAAUCUUCGUUAAGACACUAACUGGAAAGACUAUCACUCUUGAAGUGGAGGCUUCUGACACCAUCGAGAACGUGAAGGCCAAGAUUCAGGACAAGGAAGGAAUUCCUCCAGAUCAGCAGCGAUUGAUUUUGCUAGGCAAGCAGCUCGAAGAUGGACGCACAUUGUCCGAUUACAACAUCCAGAAGGAAUCCACCCUUCACUUGGUUCUCCGACUUCGUGGUGGAAUGCAGAAUCUUUGUCAAGAACUCUCACUGGAAAGACUAUCACGCUCGAAGUCGAGCCUCUCUGACACCAUCGAAAACGUGAAGGCCAAAAUCCAAGACAAGGAAGGAAUUCCUCCAGAUCAGCAGCGACUGAUUUUUGCUGGCAAGCAACUCGAAGAUGGUCGCACAUUGUCUGACUACAACAUUCAAAAAGAGUCUACACUUCACUUGGUUCUCCGACUUCGCGGUGGAAUGCAGAUCUUCGUCAAGACUCUUACCGGGAAAGACGCAUUCACUUUCUCGGAAGUCGAGCAUCGUAUACAAUUGAGAACGCUUGAGGCCAAGACCAGAGUGAAGGCCAAGAUCCAGGACAAGGAAGGAAUUCCCCCAGACCAGCAGCGAUUGAUCUUUGCAGAUCUUCGUCAAGACCCUCACCGGAAAGACUAUCACUCUCGAAGUCGAAGCUCUGACACCAUUGAGAACGUGAAGGCCAAGAUCCAGGACAAGGAAGGAAUUCCUCCAGAUCAGCAAAGACUGAUCUUUGCCGGUAAACAACUCGAAGAUGGCCGAACGCUAUCUGACUACAACAUCCAAAAAGAGUCCACACUUCACUUGGUUCUCCGACUUCGUGGUGGAAUGCAGAUCUUCGUCAAGACCCUUACCGGAAAGACGAUCACUCUUGAAGUGGAAGCUUCUGAUACCAUCGAGAACGUCAAGGCCAAGAUCCAAGAUAAGGAGGGAAUUCCCCCAGACCAGCAGCGAUUGAUUUUCGCAGGAAAGCAACUUGAGGAUGGAAGGACUUUGUCCGACUACAACAUCCAGAAGGAAUCCACCCUACAUCUUGUUCUCCGACUUCGCGGUGGAAUGCAGAUCUUCGUCAAGACCCUCACCGGAAAGACGAUCACUCUUGAAGUGGAAGCUUCUGAUACCAUCGAGAACGUCAAGGCCAAGAUCCAAGACAAGGAGGGAAUUCCGCCAGACCAGCAGCGACUGAUCUUUGCCGGCAAGCAGCUAGAGGAUGGCCGCACCUUGUCCGACUACAAUAUUCAAAAGGAGUCCACGCUUCAUCUUGUACUUCGUUUGCGCGGAGGAAACUAA
This is a messenger RNA of Ostertagia ostertagi, 1989 nucleotides long. The record is from the annotation of a GenBank genome assembly. Lineage: Eukaryota; Metazoa; Nematoda; Chromadorea; Rhabditida; Trichostrongylidae.